UGGACAUACGUUAUUUUUUUGCUUAAAGCAAGAAGUUCAUAUACAAUAUCCUCUUUGUUUCCUAACGUUAUUUAUAUUAUAUAACAAUGCAGUUCAAGACGCUUCCCUUCCUUAUGUUGGCUGCUACAGCCCUGGCUGCCCCUGAAGCCCAGCCAGCGGACACGGACAGUGCUCAAUCCUACAUUGACAAUCUUGAAAGCCUGUGAGUACUGAUGCCAGCCAGAAAGUUAGAAUGACUGCUGACACGUAACAGUGCUACCCAGACCGAAUUGCCCGAAGGCAUGCCAACCAACAUGCCCUCGAUCAAUACGCCUCCCCCUUCCAUCAUGUCGGUGCUCAUGACUGCCGUCCCUCCUUCUCUCCUCCAAGAUAUGGGCAACGACGCUUCUCGAUCGUCAUUUGCUAGUGAGAUCAGUGCCGGUCACUAUCCCGACUGGUACAAGAGCCUCCCCGGCGAUGUCAAGACCUUCAUCGCGACUGCCUACCAAACCGACGCGCAGGCCACUGGUGCGCAGAAGACCGGCGAUUCCACCGCUACUAGCGGACCUAAGGCGACCGGUAGUUCUGGGUCUGACUCCAAGUCUUCUACUUCGGAGGCUGGUGCUGCCCCUACUGGUGCUGUUGCAGUUGGCUUGGCCGGUGCUGCUGGUAUCCUUGGCCUUGCUAUUGCACUGUGAGAUUCUCGACUCUGGCCGUUCUCAUUGGCCGCACCCGAAAGAAGGAAAAAAUAGAUAUAUCCCACUUAUUGCCAUAAUCUAAUGCAUUAUUAUGCCUUGCGUAAUCUGUAGAAAGCAAAACCCCUUUCUUUUAGGGCUUUCAUGAAACGUGACCGACUUGGUUAAGCUUUGACUACCACUGCCCAGCACUGGGCAAAUGCCCGAGAAUGCCAAGGCUGCGUCCAAUGAGAGAUUUGCUGACAUAUAACUGCGCCUACCGGUGUUUGCUGGUGCGAAGUGCCUCAAAUCUUGGUUCAUAUAUCUAUGCAUAUCUCCGAUGUGACCGAGCUUGGUUAAGUCCGAGCAAACCAACAGCUACUGGGAAGGCCAAUGAAAAGGCGUACAUAUAAGUUUGCCUAAAGUUCAAUUUCCUUUAUUCGGUGUAUUCAAAAGUAAUUCCGAGUCCGACGGCAAACCGACAUCAUAGUACUCGUCCAGUCUGAUGCAGC
Aspergillus pseudonomiae is the source of this 1165-nucleotide messenger RNA. RefSeq lists its product as uncharacterized. The coding region runs from base 282 to 677 and encodes 131 amino acids. NCBI's taxonomy places the organism in Eukaryota, Fungi, Ascomycota, Eurotiomycetes, Eurotiales, Aspergillaceae. The record is from RefSeq and is a predicted model, not a curated record. The transcript has 2 exons.